Messenger RNA from Ruditapes philippinarum (Manila clam), 6440 nucleotides. RefSeq names its product collagen alpha-1(I) chain-like. Bases 264 to 5258 code for a protein of 1664 amino acids. The record is from RefSeq and is a predicted model, not a curated record. Gene Ontology annotation, molecular function: extracellular matrix structural constituent. Lineage: Eukaryota; Metazoa; Mollusca; Bivalvia; Venerida; Veneridae. The transcript is spliced from 57 exons.
UCAGGGAACUUUUCUGCUGGCCGCCAUUUUCCGUUGGUUGCAGUUAGUUCUCUGAUCACGAGAGAAAUAAGGCAACCAGGGACGACAACUGACCCCUUUCGUGAGGAAGGGACAUUGUGCGGACAACGGACAAUGCAGUGGUAAAGUAAGAGGGCAUUUCUGGAGUAAUUGCGUGACGGAUUUCUGGACUUUUGUGCGUAAAGACGGCGGAUUGCGGCGGCCCUUAAUUGAAAGAGGGUCUGCCACGUAGUCAAAGAGAAAAAAUGGAUUUACGGACUAGAAUCAUGGCUCUUGUGUUAUUUUAUUUAUUUGUUUUAUUUUGUCCUUCUCAGGCUGCAAAUUCCAUGCUUCCGGAGGGUUCCAUUGAUUUUAUGAACGAAUGGUUCCGGUAUGCUGAUGCCGAGACACAACCAGUAUUCACCGAGGGUAUGUGCCCAGCUAGACCGAGCACAGGGCCCGAUGGUGCUUUUGCUGUCCAUGCGUCAUGGGACUAUGAUAUGGCGUCACUAGUCGGAGAGCGGUUCUCUAGUGACAACUUCUCCGUGCUCGUCACGUUUAGAAGCUCCGCAGCUACGGACCAAAGCAUAGAAUUGUUCAGGUUUGCCGGGCAAUACGGACAAACUGAUCUGGCGUUCCGGUUCGGAAAAGAGGAAUCGUAUGUAAUAUAUACCGGACUCGUAGAGGACCAGGAUAAAAUUCCUGAAGAGACCGUUUGGACUAUCCCUAUUUCCAUAAAAUCGAACGAGUGGAACCGUGUGGCCUUCAGUAUAGUGGCGGGAACAAUCACGGCAUUUCACAAUGGUGCUAUUGUCGCCAACAGAUCCGAAGCUGCUUACGUUAGCAAAGACGGAGAAUUUUCUGUGUCAGGUGGAUACGAGCAAUUCAAGGGUGUAAUCCAAGACUUGCUGUACGUGCCCCUUGAUUAUGCUGCGUAUGAACAAGGUUACAAGUACUGUCCAACGUGUGAUUAUGAGUUCCCAGAACCAGACCCGCACGGGUUUGCCUUCAGGAGUGCGGGAGGGGGCAGUGGGAACUUUUCAUACGGAUCUGCUCAUGAAGGAGGGAAAAUGGAAGCUGGAUUUGCUAUUGGAAUGGACAAGAAGGAAACUAUUUAUGCUGUUGACAAGUAUGGAACACAGAUGGGCUCAUCAAUGGCACUUGGUGUACCAUACGGACCACCGGGGCCACCAGGUCAACGCGGUCAAAUGGGACCUCCAGGGCCAAAGGGUGAUAUUGGAUUCCCUGGCCGAGAUGGUAUGCCAGGAAAUAACGGACUUCCCGGUCCACCAGGCAACACACUCAUUAUCCCGAUGAACAUCGACGGAAAACAUCAAAACCAACGAGAAGCCUUUCAAUUACUUUUGAAGCAGCAUAUGCAAUCGAUGCGAGGAGCAAAUGGGCCACAAGGAAUGACUGGCUUACCAGGAAAUGCGGGACCACCAGGAGAUCCGGGUGACAGAGGAGACGAAGGUUUGCCAGGAGAACAGGGACCACCAGGACCAAUGGGUAUGCCUGGACCCGACGGACCAAGUGGAAAACGAGGUCGUUUUGGCAGAGAUGGAGCACGUGGUCCUAUUGGACCAAUUGGAGAUAAGGGCGAGGCUGGCUACCCAGGUAUUCCUGGAAGAAUUGGAACAAAAGGAGACAGGGGCUACCAAGGUUCCGCCGGAACUAUGGGUCCACCCGGACAUGACGGUGAACAGGGAGAAGUAGGUCCACCCGGAGCUAUGGGACCGGCUGGAGACCAGGGCCUCAGAGGAUUCAUGGGUCCACGUGGAAAGCCGGGACCAAUUGGAGCACCAGGUAUUCCCGGCGCUGAAGGGGCACCAGGUCCAAAAGGAAAUCAGGGUGGAAUAGGCUCCCCAGGUGCUCCUGGACAAGCCGGUGCCCCGGGACCAGUGGGUUCCCCCGGACCACCAGGGCCUCUCGGACCUCAAGGUAUUCCAGGUGCUCAAGGAAAACCCGGUCUUAAUGGACUUCCGGGUCCAAUUGGACCACCAGGUAUUGACGGACUGAAGGGCUCACCAGGACCUAAAGGUGAUCUUGGCCCCUUAGGUCUGCAGGGUAUCAUAGGAUAUCCAGGUCCUAGAGGAACAAAGGGAGAUACCGGAGCACGUGGAUUAUUUGGACCUAAAGGAAAUCAGGGUUCACCUGGAUUCCCAGGAGAUCGUGGUGAUGUUGGAACGAAAGGCAACAAGGGUAAUGCGGGAGAUUUUGGGCCAAAUGGACCAGAGGGCAUUGAAGGAGCCAAGGGAGACCGGGGACCUGAAGGUGAAGCCGGAGCACCAGGAAGUCUUGGGGCAAAGGGUCGAAUUGGACCUCCAGGUUUACCUGGCUACCCAGGGCCCCCUGGUAUGAAAGGAUCCGGAGGCGGUCGUGGCCGACGAGGAAAACGUGGUCGUAAUGGAAAAGUUGGUCCCCCAGGCCCAGUCGGAGACCGUGGCGACCCCGGAGCACAGGGACAGCAAGGAGAACGCGGUAAAACUGGCAUGCCUGGAGCGGUUGGCCCGAAGGGUGAUAUUGGUGCAGCCGGACCCCCGGGAUCUAUAGGAGAACAGGGAAUUCAGGGACCCCCUGGAAUGCAGGGACCACCAGGACCCCAGGGACAAAGUGGACUUCCAGGGAAAGACGGACUGCGCGGUGCACCAGGAGAGAGAGGGGAACCGGGUCAAACAGGUCAAAUUGGAUCAACCGGACCAUCUGGCGUCAUGGGACCAACCGGACCACCCGGGGACCCGGGACCGACAGGUAACAGAGGUCCACCAGGCACUCAGGGAUUACCCGGAGAUACUGGACUACCAGGUCAAGCAGGAGCAACCGGAGAACGAGGACAACAAGGUAUUCCCGGUGACCAAGGACCCCCCGGGCCACCAGGACCCCAGGGAUUUGACGGAGACCGUGGAUACCCCGGACCACCGGGACGAGAUGGACUCCCAGGAGAUAGCGGACCUGAAGGACCACCCGGACCACAGGGAGAGAAAGGACAAGAAGGUAUGUCCGGCGAUUCCGGACCACCAGGACCCAUGGGACCACCCGGAAUGCCAGGUAAUGAAGGACCCAGAGGAACAAAGGGAGACAUGGGACCUGAAGGUCUUCCCGGAGACCCAGGUGGACCUGGACCCGAAGGAUCACGUGGUCUACAAGGACCCCAGGGACCUGCUGGACCCCCAGGUCAGGACGGUGAUAAGGGUGAUGUAGGACCAGCCGGACCAAGAGGACAGAAGGGAGAUUAUGGUAUUCAGGGACCACCUGGGCCACGAGGACCACCCGGAUUACAGGGAUCAGUUGGGCCACCGGGUCACCCAGGAGAACCAGGAAUUCAAGGCAUUCAGGGACCACCAGGAAAUAAGGGUUCAGAAGGACCAAGAGGUCUUCAAGGCCAGUCAGGAAACCCAGGACUUCAAGGUACCCCAGGGUCACCCGGACCUAAGGGAGAGCAGGGUGAUAACGGAAUGUUAGGCCCACCAGGAGCACCUGGCCCACAAGGACCUCCCGGACCUACAGGUGGAAACGGCUCACCAGGUUUGCCCGGAAAUCCCGGACCUGAAGGACGGCAAGGAGCCAAGGGAGACCCAGGAGAUGCUGGACAGCCGGGGCCUCCAGGACUUGACGGUACCGAUGGACCACCAGGCCCUCCUGGUGCCACAGGUGAAGAAGGACGCCCAGGUGUUGAAGGAGAGGCCGGCCCAAGAGGUCCACCCGGUGUCGAUGGCCCUAAGGGACAUUCUGGAGAAUUUGGACCUCCAGGUAAUCCUGGACCACCGGGGCCAGUCGGACCAAAAGGCGAACCCGGUAUUGAUGGUAAUGAAGGAAAACAGGGUCAACCAGGACCGAGUGGACCUGUCGGUGUUCCUGGAGAGCCUGGUCUUAGAGGUUCCUCUGGUAAGCAAGGACCUCAAGGACUUCCUGGAACUCAAGGGUCAGCAGGAGAAGCCGGACCAAAGGGUGACAGAGGACUUCCGGGACCAAUGGGACAACGAGGUCCACCAGGGCCACAGGGUGAACAAGGUCGACCCGGACCAAGUGGACCACCCGGUGCACCUGGUCAAAACGGUGAGGCUGGACCCCCAGGAAGUCCCGGAAGCGCUGGUGAACCUGGUAUUAUUGGACCAGCCGGACCAAUUGGCGCAAAGGGAGAGCAGGGACAGAAAGGAACAAAGGGUCAUCACGGACGAGUUGGACCAACAGGAUUGCCUGGAGAUCCCGGACCCCAAGGGACACCCGGUGUACCAGGACCACCAGGCAUGAAAGGUGACCGUGGUGAGAUUGGACCAGCUGGGCCAACUGGACCACCAGGAGCCGAUGGGGCAACUGGCUCUACUGGUAUUGAAGGGCCAAUGGGUCCAAAGGGAGAACCAGGGCAAGAUGGACCUCCAGGAGUUCCUGGACCACAGGGUCCCCCAGGUCCAGCCGGUCCACCAGGUGGAGUCCAGCCAUACCCUGCCGAACUUAUGGGUCAAGACAACUUGUUGGUGGUAAGGAGGCGCAGAAGCGCUGAAGAGCACCCUGCCAUGGUCGAUCUUCCUGAUCUUGAGGCUGAUUUCCAAGAAGCUAUGUUUGCUAUUACAGAAAACCAGGUCACUUUGAGUGAAGGGGUUCAUAUGUUCGUAGACAAGAUGUGGAAUCAUAUAGUGAAGGUAUCCAACGUUGUAGAUGAACUGAAAUAUCCACCUGGCUCUAGACAAAGUCCAGCUGUGUCUUGUAGGGACAUCAAGAUCUCUUAUGAUGGAUAUCAAGAUGGGUAUUAUUGGAUCGAUCCUAACCAAGGCGGUAUAAGAGAUGCCAUCGAGGUCUGGUGCAAUAUGACUGGUGGUGGCCAAACAUGUUUGAAACCGGACACAGACACUGAAUGGGCUGAGACAAAACAUUGGCAAAAUGGCGAAUGGUUCAGUGAAAUGGAUGGUGGAUUUGAGAUCACAUACAGCGAGCAAGUAAAUGCCCUGGCAUCAAAGUCAGACAUAGCAACUCAGUCGUUCGUGUUCAACUGUGAGGGAGUGACCGCCUGGUAUGACCAGACUCUACAAUCUACAGAGAACGCCGUAGAAUUCCUCGGAUCCAACGAACAUUUGUUUGAAACCGCAGAACUCAGAGGCUUGAGUGUGCUCCAAGACGGAUGCAAGGAUAAGACCACUGGCCAGACUGUGUUCCAGUUGAAGACAAAAGCAUCCCGCAUGCCCGUUAUUGAUGUAUUGCCCAAGAGCUAUGGAGAGCCUCACCAGAAGUUCGGCUUUAAAGCAGGAACUGUGUGCUUUCUGUAAUGCCUGUGCAGCUUAAAGAACUCGUGCUUGUGGUGGCUCGUAAAAUAUAUAUAUAUACUUUUUAAUUGAAAAGUGUUUAUUACUGUUCAGCUAAUGGUAUCUACGAAAUUAUUUCAGUGAUUUGGAUAUAACAAUGAAUACCAAUAGAUAUAAAUAUACACAUGUUACAAACUGUUUUUCUAGCGUCACAUAUGCGUGACAAAGAUUUGGAAAGAGACAUUAAAUUAACUUCAAAAAUGUGACUGAUCCAAGAUCAAAAUUACACCAUGUCACUGUUUCUAUAUGGUGAUAAUCAAAGCUUACUAUUUGAUUAUCUGUCGUGUAUAGUAAAACUAUAUUUCAAAUAUAUCGAAGAGUUGUUCAAAUAAUUAAUUAAAGAAUCAUUGAUGGAGCAAUUAAAUUUCAACAACUUUGAAAACCUCCUGAAAGAUAGAACCAUCAUGCAAUGUUUUUAACAGAAAUUUCUUCCGAGAUAUCAUUAGCCGUGUUACGAAUCCGUCCAUGAUCAUAUAAAAUAUUAUUUUCUGUUGAAUUGUAUUGUUUCGUGAUGUCAACUAACCAUUGCAGACUUGUUUUCAUUUUUCUUCUUCAUCUCACUCUCGGGCGUAAAGCCAAACUCCUACGCAGUGGUCUCCCUUUGCUUCGCUACACACAUUUAAGUGUAGCCAAUCAAAUCACUGAAAGGAGUUUAUAAAAUAAAGCAUGUUUUCAUGUACAUUUUUAAUGAACUGACUGACCUCGGAUACAAUCCAAAUAUCAAGUAUUUCAGCAUAUUGAUAAAAAUCUUAGAAGAAAAAAAAACGGAAAACUACAUUUUCCAUUCACGCCAUUGUAAUAGUACGUACCUUAGAAUUUUCUUCUUCAUUAUUACGUUUAAAUAGGAUAAUCUUGUAAUUACCUACGUCAAACUUGUAUCAUUAAAUGCCUCUAUGUCAAUUUGUAUUGUCUUGUAUUUCUUUUUUUUCUUGUUUCGUCUGCGAUGGUAAAAGAAAGGUUGUAUUUCUAUUUCAUAUAUACAUAUGUUCAAAGUUUAUGCCAACUUCACUGUACAAAACGGUUUGUUUGAAGAUUGUGAUGUUUUUGAUAGACAAACUGCCUCCAAAACCAGCUGAACUGUGAUCUACUUCAUCUAAAGCGCCACCUAUCUUGUUACCGCAACCAUUGCCGGUGGAAAAAAUAAUA